Glycine soja is the source of this 675-nucleotide messenger RNA. Its product is annotated as ATP-dependent RNA helicase glh-2-like. Gene Ontology annotation, cellular component: cytoplasm. Gene Ontology annotation, biological process: positive regulation of cytoplasmic translation. The coding region runs from base 1 to 675 and encodes 224 amino acids. Gene Ontology annotation, molecular function: translation regulator activity; single-stranded RNA binding; zinc ion binding. Lineage: Eukaryota; Viridiplantae; Streptophyta; Magnoliopsida; Fabales; Fabaceae. The record is from RefSeq and is a predicted model, not a curated record. The transcript is spliced from 2 exons.
AUGUGCCAGAUUUGGGAUGAAGACUCUCGAGACAAGUUGAGCUACUAUAGGAGUACGAGUCCAAUGAACAACAAAAAGAAUGGACCUCAACAUCGGGGAAAACUGUACUCAACCCCUCCUAAGCAAUAUGGUAACCGCCCCAACAAUCAGAGGACUAUUGCUAUGGGGUUUGCGGGUGGUAGUGGUAGAAAACCCAAUACUUUCCCUACUCAGAUCACUUGUUACAAAUGUGGUAAGCCAGGGCACAUCUCCUCAAAUUGUGCUGAUAAAGGCAUGACCUAUUUUAAUUGUAGACAAAGGGGGCAUAUUCAGAGAGAUUGUCCAUAUCCCAAGAAGGAGAAGAAUAGUGGGGGCCUAAAUGACCAAACGGGACAUCCGAAGGCCACAGGAAGAGUCUUUACCCUUAACGGUGCCGAAGCUUCGAAAUCCAAAGAUCUAAUCCAAGGAAAAUGUUUCAUAAAUGGGAUUCCUUUACUUGUGCUAUUCGAUUUCGGUGCAACCCAUUCUUUUAUAUCCUGUUCGUGUGUAGGAAAACUUAAGCUUUCAGUGUCUUCUUUAAAUAAAGAUCUGGUGGUAGAGACCCCAACUAGUGGUUCUGUGUUAACUUCUAAUGUGUGUUUGAAUUGUCCUGUGGAAAUUUCUGGUAGAACAUUUGUGAUUGACCUGAUUUACUGA